Messenger RNA from Arabis nemorensis, 330 nucleotides. NCBI's taxonomy places the organism in Eukaryota, Viridiplantae, Streptophyta, Magnoliopsida, Brassicales, Brassicaceae. The record is from the annotation of a GenBank genome assembly.
AUGCUGUUCUCUUCAUAUUCUUCGCUCUCAUGGCGAUUAUUGCUCCGCUCAUCGACGGCCAAACAGUUCUUCCCGGCGUUCUUGGUUGAUCUGAAUCGAUGGUACAUGGCCGAGUUCGGAGAUUAUCUAUCCAUGGAGAAGCCUCAUUUCCUCGUUGGUUUAAUCUGGCACGAGCUUUUGCUUCUUUGGCCGCUCUCGAUCGUCAACAUCUACGCAGUUCUUGCCGGAAAAUCGUUGUUCGGUUACCACCUCCAUGUUGUACGGAGCUUCUGUCCUCACUUCUAUGGCUGCUAUAUUGGGAGAGAUGAUAGGUUCAAGGAAGGCAUCUGA